Molecule: messenger RNA, 169 nt
Organism: Symbiodinium necroappetens
Lineage: Eukaryota; Dinophyceae; Suessiales; Symbiodiniaceae
Source: the annotation of a GenBank genome assembly
GGCUGGCGCUUUAUGCUCACGGUCUCCGUCUUUGCCCGCAUCGGGUACUCUGCGGCCUGGAUGUUCAUCACCAACUUCACUCAUAGCUUGCCUUGGAACGAGUUCCUGGCACAGGAUCCGGGCCGCACCUGGCCUGUGCUCCACAACAUCAUGGCUAUGGUAUUGGGAG